UGCGUGCGGAGGGCGCUGGCGGGCGCCGGGGCUGAGGUGCUGGCUGUGCUUGCAGGGCAGAGCGACAUCAAGAAGCUGCGCCGAGAGAACGAGCAGCUGCGCCGGGAGAUCUGGGGGCUGCGCGAGGAGUACGACCGCCUCGAGGGGCUGCUGGGGCUACUGCACGGCGCCGCCGGCUCCCUCCACGGCAGCCCGGAAUUUGGAAGAAAGGAAUAUGACGACACAGAAGACCUGGGAAGCAGAAGAAAUAUGGUCGAGAACGAACAAAAUUUGCAAAAUAUUACCUGCAUUAAGUUUCAAAGGAGUAAAAGUUGCUCAAAAGUGGAAUUCGACAGCCUUAGUAUGGUCGAUGAAGAAAUCGAUUCUAAUGCAGAUGAAGACGAUUCAAGUGUACGUGCCAAAACUGAACUCUCUUCAAAAGAAGGACGCGUCAAAAAUAAUUUAGAAAGUAUUUUUCCAGAAGUAGAAUAUGGAAAUGCUUCAAACGAUGCAGAAUUAGGAAAUGCCACAAGUGAUUUGGGAUCUCGCAGAAACGAAAAGUCGUGUCCCCCAUCUUACGAGAUUCCAACAAUGUUAGAAGUUCAUCACAACAAUGUUUGGAGUCAUUCCUUAUAUACAAUGAAUGCAACAACAAAUUCAUAUCAUGCUCUCCACAGAACACAACCAAACGAGGUUUUUUCAGAGUUCGAUCGCGUAAAAAAUAGACAAUUCUUAGUGACUGACUCACAACCUCGCAAAGAAAAAUUGGACAAUGAUCUCACAUUUGAAAAUCCUUCGAUGGAAAAUACGAAGAAUUUAACCUCAGUGUCUCAUAAUUCAAAUUUCAUUCAAGUAUCAUAUCGAAAUAAAGAAAGUAUCCGUUUGUCUAAACAGGGAAGUGCUAUUCAAACAAAUGGCUUCCAUUCACAAACAAAUCCUUCAGUCUCCAGUGAUGAAGAUUCGUUUGCUGGUCGAGGAAAAUCAUUAUUUCCUGAAGGUGGAAAUUUGGACGAACUCCUCAGUGACGUCCAAGAAAAUACAGGUCAACAAAGCUCCGUUGGCAGUCUACAUUAUACGCAACGUACCCAAAAUAGGGAAUUUUGGAAUUCAAAUUCUGAUUGCACGUUGCUCUCACGGAAUCACUCA
Messenger RNA from Gryllus bimaculatus (two-spotted cricket), 1125 nucleotides. Lineage: Eukaryota; Metazoa; Arthropoda; Insecta; Orthoptera; Gryllidae. The record is from the annotation of a GenBank genome assembly.